Molecule: messenger RNA, 219 nt
Organism: Fusarium odoratissimum NRRL 54006
Lineage: Eukaryota; Fungi; Ascomycota; Sordariomycetes; Hypocreales; Nectriaceae
Exons: 2
Coding region: 1-219 (72 amino acids)
Source: RefSeq, a predicted model, not a curated record
AUGAAGAUCGGAGAUGAAACCCCACAAUCUGUCACUGAGAACGGCUAUGAUUCGUCGGUCGGAAAAUGUCAGAGAGAUAAGAUGGCCGAAUGGAGAAUGUGGAGUAUCGAUGCCGUGUCACUUGAUCGGGAUGGAUACCGAUGGGGACUGAGACCGGGUUCACCAGCCGGUGCCUCGAUUCAAUUCAUCACUGGUUUCCGAGGAGGCGUGGGCUUUUAA